AUGCGCCAUGCACGCAAAGCAGCCCUGUUACUCGCGGAUGCGCAGGAAAGGACACGAGAAUUGCAAAGCUUGGCGGAACAAGUAGUGUUAAGAUCAUCAUCAUCUUUACGUAAAAAAUAUAAGUACACAAGGAAGUAGUCCUUGGAGAACUUCGAUGACUCAAGACAAGGGCAGGAGUCUAAGAAGUCUAUUGAUGGAUGUAAGUCAUUCGGACACGUACAAGUCCACGAUCACUCUUGUCAUUAAGUCCAUAAUAGUACAACUAAGUACAACUUUUGUUCGCCCGAUGCACAUUAACCUUCUAUGUAUAGAUGUAGCCCAAUACAGCCACUGGGAAGAUCAAUAAGAACCGCCACGCCACCUCUUCUAACUCUACUGCAAGCAAGAUAUCUGCAGGAGAAUCCGAAAGCGCUCUGUACUGGGAUACCUAACCUGGAUGGCGAGCUUUUGGGCGAGACGGAUCACGAUGGCAUUCCUGCAGCAGCAACUCUACACUGGGCUACGCGGUGAACAGCCCU
Amoebophrya sp. A25 is the source of this 518-nucleotide messenger RNA. NCBI's taxonomy places the organism in Eukaryota, Dinophyceae, Syndiniales, Amoebophryaceae. The record is from the annotation of a GenBank genome assembly.